UUUCUGCUGGGAUGCAUUUUCACCUAUCUGAGUUCCACACCUGAUGGCGUGGCUUCUCCAAAGACUUUAGCAAAGUUGGCAUCCACCGAACAGCUCCAACUUCCUGCUGGUUACGAAGUAAAGACAAUCCUUCGGCCUAUCCAGCAACCAAUGGGAAAUGAGAGAUCUCCGAAAAUCAUAUUUGAUGUUGAGGUUCAGAGCUCUAUUCAGAAGCAGCCUUGUGACUGUCAGUUCCGCUGGCAUCGCCAGUUUUACCCCGCCGAGGAGUGGGCUGAACGGGAAAAACAACAGAAGGCAAGCUUACAGCGAAACGAACGACGGAAAAUGGACUUGAAAUAUGUGCACAACCAGGUAAACGGCCUCCUGCCAAUCAGCUACCCUGCACACGGAGUCUUCGUCAGACCUCUUCAGGCAACAAAGCUGACAGGCAUUCGUAUUGAGUGGUUUGACAGUGACGAUAUCACAUCCUCCACUGUCUUAAAGGUUCAUCUCCGAGCAAGGAAAGGCGUCUUUAACUUGCUCGGCAGAGUCGAAGACGUCUCGGUGGAAGGGUCUGAAACCAGCCGCAUGACUAUUCUCACAACCAACCCGUCUCAGCUGAAUCUACAACUCCAACACAUCGUCUACCAGAAUAUUGAGUUUGAUUCCAAUACGGUUGACUUGGUCGAGCUCCACUACAAGGGAUUCAACGUCACAAUACCCAUUCACAUACAGCAGCACAGGCUACCAUGGUUGUAUGAGUACGGGUCUGGAAAGUUCCAGGACAGAGUCACCGUGGUGGUUAAGGCCUUCAUCCGCUACACCAACCUCCGCAGACUCAUCAACAACAUCCACUCGUUCUACCCGGGCACCAGGAUUGUCGUUGCCGACGACAGCCCAGACGAUUUCUACAAGACAGUCGACAUCGACAAUGUUCACCAAUACAAGAUGCCAAAUUACACGGGAUAUUUUGCUGGUCGGAACCUUGGCCUUUCCCAAGUGGUGACGGAGUACUUCCUGUACACAGACGACGACCAAUAUCUUGUUGACGGCAAAAGUGACUUGGAGCGGCUGGUGUCACUGUUGGAUGAGACUGAUAUACAUGUGGUUAGCCUAGCUGGACAAGGCUUUACCAAGAUAAUGGGACAAAUCUUUAAGUACAAGGGAGAAGGCGACGAAACCUGCAUUUACCGAGAGAUUGGCUUCCACUAUCAAGUACCAGGAUAUCCAGACUGUUUCGUGGUGGAUUUUGCGAUGAACUUCAUGCUGGGGUCCACCGCUGACGUCAGAGCUGUCGGGUUCGACCCUCACCGUCUUCUAGCAAUUUCAGCGCAUCGAGAGUUUUAUUAUGCUGCAUAUGGGAGGCUCCGCAUCGCCGUGUGCAUGGACGCCCUGUUCAGUCACGAGCGCCUUGGGGACCCCAACUACGAGAAGUACCAAGCUCGCCGAGCCAACCCAAGCAAAGAUAUGGUUGGUCAGCAGAUGAUGUAUGAACUCUACAAAAACCAUCUGGGCUGCCUUACACCACGGGUCAAGCCUCCGAGUAACGACCCCUUCAAGGAUGCCAUGCAGAAACAACAGAAGAGCCAGCAAACCAACUGAAACGCACCUUGCAGUUCCAAAGGAAGUUGCUAGAGGGCCCAAACUUAUGUCACUUCUUCCCGACCGCAACAUCUAUUUACCAACCAGAAAUUGUGUCAAUAGUAUGUCAAAAAAACGAGAUAUGAAAGCCUGAAGUUCUACUGCAGUACUUUAGAAGUCCGCUUGAGGACCCAAAAUCUUAUCAUUUCGAGAUCUCAUCAAGACCUAUCCCUAAACCAAAUAUAAAGACAAUCAAUGUAGGAAUUCUGGAGUUAUCGUGUUCACAAUAGACAUACAGACAGACACACGCACGCGGUAAUGUUGAGGAAAAUAUUACCAUCUUGGCGAAGCUACAUUCUUGGUGAAGGUACUGAAAUGUAAGAGAACAUCGAAUUUAGAAACAUAUCCAAACAAUUUCAAGGACCUCUCAUUUUUUAAUAUCAACUUUGUUUGCAAUUACUAUGCAAUGUACGCACUAACUUCAUCCCUGAAUUUUGAAAGCAGAUUUGAUCAUGAGCAAACCAACUCUAGGGGCGAUCAG
Branchiostoma floridae (Florida lancelet) is the source of this 2101-nucleotide messenger RNA. Its product is annotated as beta-1,4 N-acetylgalactosaminyltransferase 2-like. The record is from RefSeq and is a predicted model, not a curated record. The transcript has 12 exons. NCBI's taxonomy places the organism in Eukaryota, Metazoa, Chordata, Leptocardii, Amphioxiformes, Branchiostomatidae. The coding region runs from base 151 to 1581 and encodes 476 amino acids.